Molecule: messenger RNA, 3081 nt
Organism: Cavia porcellus (domestic guinea pig)
Lineage: Eukaryota; Metazoa; Chordata; Mammalia; Rodentia; Caviidae
Gene: CUNH6orf62
Product: chromosome unknown C6orf62 homolog
Exons: 5
Coding region: 1167-1856 (229 amino acids)
Source: RefSeq, a predicted model, not a curated record
GGCGAGGGGUGGGGUGGGGUCUGGGGGGUGGAAGGCAGGUCGUCCCUGCGCACCGCCCGGGACUUGGGAAAACCCGCCGCCUGCCUUUGCCUCAGCAAUGCUCACUGGGAGAUAAGUCGCACUCCCCACCAUCUUGAGCCGGGGUACAUUUGUAGGGAAGGCUCCCUUGGGGCAUGUAGAACUCUUCGCAGGGCUGAGGGUGUCGCGAUCCUGGGCGUGAAUCAGGUCUAACUACAGCCGGAAUAAUUACUGAUACCGUGUAACACCCCCCUUUCCCUGUGCCAUCAUGAUUCUCCUUGGCAGCAGCAUUAGCAGCCGCCUCAGGGUGAAAAUGUGGGUGAUGGGGAAGUUGGUAAUGACUCCGCUGUUUUUUCUCAUGGCUCCUUUGGGCAACAGCUGUCCGCCCUCAGUAUACACUGUAGUUGAUUGCAGGGAAACCCUGGACCUCUCCCCUUCUUUCUCUACUGAUUUUGCACUUUUCUCUUUGCUCACCACCAAGUGUAGUCAAUAACAAGCACUGACAAUACAUAGCAAUAGUGAAAUCUGAAAUAACUAAGAAUUAAUUAGGUACUACAGCCAUGGAUCUGGCUGGGUAAAAUCCAAUUGGGUAUUUCAGUUUCAUUCUCCUACCCUGUUUUGGUGUUUUGUUUUUGAUUUUGGGGGGGGGUAUUUGGAAAGCAAAGAUCAUACUUUCCCUCUCCCCGUUCCUUUUCUUAAUCCCACUUCUAAAAGGAGAAAAAUCCGAAUGGAUUUAAAGGAUUGGAUUGGUGUUAGCUGUGUUUUAUUGCACACCUAAAUCCUGAUAAUAGGCUUUUCAUUUCCCCUUAAAGCCUUUAUUUUGGCAUUCAGGCCAGAUGUGUUUUUCAGGAAGUUAGUUGAAGUAUUUUCUCCUCUUUUGUUCCUUCCUCUUUUCCUUUUUCCUGUCUGACCCCAGAUAUUAUUGUCCAAACAUGACUGGACAGCAGCUUUUGUUUCUUGACCCUGUAAUAUGACAGUCUGCUAAUAUUGCCAGAAGGUGCAGUUUUGGGGUUACAGUUGUGAUUUUAGCUAUUCAAUCAUAUUAGCAGGGAAAAAAUGACUUGUUUCUGUUGUACUUGAGUCUUAAGAAAAAGUGCCCAUAGUUUAGUGACAAUUUCCAAAGGCUUUAGUACCACCUGUAUUUCAAAAUGGGGGACCCAAACUCCCGGAAGAAACAAGCUCUGAACAGACUACGUGCUCAGCUUAGAAAGAAAAAAGAAUCUCUAGCUGACCAGUUUGACUUCAAGAUGUAUAUUGCCUUUGUGUUCAAGGAGAAGAAAAAAAAAUCAGCACUUUUUGAAGUGUCUGAAGUUAUACCAGUAAUGACAAAUAAUUAUGAAGAAAACAUCCUGAAAGGUGUGCGAGACUCCAGCUAUUCCUUGGAAAGUUCCUUAGAGCUUUUACAGAAGGAUGUGGUACAGCUCCAUGCUCCUCGAUACCAGUCUAUGAGAAGGGAUGUAAUUGGCUGUACUCAGGAGAUGGAUUUCAUUCUUUGGCCUCGGAAUGAUAUUGAGAAAAUCGUCUGUCUCCUGUUUUCUAGGUGGAAGGAAUCUGAUGAGCCUUUUAGGCCUGUUCAGGCCAAAUUUGAGUUUCAUCACGGUGACUAUGAAAAACAGUUUCUGCAUGUACUGAGCCGCAAGGACAAGACUGGAAUUGUCGUCAACAACCCUAGCCAGUCAGUGUUUCUCUUCAUUGACAGACAGCACUUGCAGACUCCAAAAAACAAAGCUACAAUCUUCAAGUUAUGCAGCAUCUGCCUCUACCUGCCACAGGAGCAGCUCACCCACUGGGCAGUGGGCACCAUAGAGGAUCACCUCCGCCCUUACAUGCCAGAAUAGUUACUAACCAGCGAAUGGAGAAGAUCAGAGAAUGCAGCAGCAGUGUUUUUUCUUGUUUUCUUACCACUUUAUUCUUUCAGAGUUUAAAGAAAAUGGACUCAUGCACAGAACACUAUGCAUUUUGAAACUUACUCAUCCUGGAUUUUUUUUAAUCAUUUGUAUCUCAGAACUUAAAAAAAUUAGAUGUCUUCUGCACGGACUGUGUGAAAGAAGAUGCUUUGCAUAUUUGCUGCACUGCAUCAGCAUCUUACUAAAAAAUGUGAAAGAAAGGACUAUUGUACACUGAAAUGCUUAAAUGUAUCUGAAAGCACAAGGUGUGAUACUCAUUAUUGAUGGUCUUCCCAUUUGUGCUGGUGUUUGCCUCUUUGACAUCUGUCAUCAGUAUUUGGAGGGUGAGAAGUGAAUGUAACAGGUAUAAAUAACAUUUUAAAAACUUAAUAGCUUUGGUGUAAUCACCGUUGUUCAGAGCACUGUCAGAUUCAUUCUAAUGACCAGAAGUGGUUGUUUAAAAAAGAAAUGACAACCAUGGGAAAGAAAUCUUAAAUGACAAAAGCAUCUCAUUGUAGGCAUUCUUGCCUCAUAUUUCACUGGGCCAUGUUUGUUUUCUUGGUACAUAAAUAUGUAUUUUUUUUCCCAGAUCUCUUUCCCCAAGUUGCUGUUAUAAAGAGUAUUCUGCUGAGUGUGGAUGCGUUUAUACAUUAAAGCCGAUAAUGGAGUCUGGAGUAGCUAAAGCAGCUAUAAAACUGAGAAAUACAUUCAUAGCUGCAGAAACUAUAAUAGGUAGAGGACUUUACUUUGGUUUUAUUUUGUUUUUUGGUGUUAAAAAGAUUUUAAUUAUAAAAUAAUUCGAGUGAAUUGUUUUGAAAUUCUGGUUUCUACACCGUCCUAAAGAUAAAGCAGAGUUUUGAAAUAGGAAAAAAGUUACUAAAAAGUUAAAUUGUAAAAAUAGCCAAUGUCAAAAGUUCUAAAAGCAGAACUCAUUUUGUGCAAUGAACAUAAGGAGAGACUACUGUAUAGUUUGUUUUGUUCCUUUUAAAUGAAGAAAAUCUUUGCUUAAAAGUUGCAUACUUUUAUUGGAGUGAAUCUGAGUGAUCCUACUCCUUUGGAGUAAAACUAGUGCUUACUGGUUUCCAAUUGUAUUUAGCUUCUGGUUGGAAUUUGAAAAAAAUGAAAACCUAAAUAAAAAUAGGUGAAAGUUCCCUGACUAUUCAGGUGAAUACACAAA